Messenger RNA from Cercopithifilaria johnstoni, 1257 nucleotides. NCBI's taxonomy places the organism in Eukaryota, Metazoa, Nematoda, Chromadorea, Rhabditida, Onchocercidae. The record is from the annotation of a GenBank genome assembly.
AUGAUGGCUGUGAGGGACCACAAUUUGUCAAAUGAUGAAGUGAUGAGAUAUAGCAGACAAAUCCUGGUACAGGAAUUCGGUGUUAAAGGUCAAGAAAGGCUUCGUGCCACUUCAUUAUUGAUUGUUGGUGCUGGCGGUCUGGGAUGUCCCGUUGCGCUUUAUUGCGCGGGAGCUGGAGUUGGUCGAAUUGGUAUUAUGGAUAGUGACUACAUUUCUUCCGACAAUCUUCACCGUCAGAUUGCAUAUGAUGAACGCUCUUUAGGCCAGUCAAAAGCAGAAUCGAUAAAAUCAUCAAUAGAAAGGUUGAAUAGCAAUGUUCUCAUUGAUGUGUAUAAAGAUUAUCUAUUUAAACACAAUGCGCAACACAUUAUUUCCAAGUAUGAUAUUGUCGCCGAUUGUACGGACAACGUCCCCGCAAGUUGCGUGCUUUUCCAGUAUUUGAUCAAUGAUGCUUGUAUACUGGCGAACAAACCUUUGGUAUCAGGAAGUGUUGUUCGUUGGGAUGGUCAGUUGUCGGUGUACGGUUAUGGCAAGGAUUGUCCAUGUUACCGCUGUAUAUUUCCUGAUCCUCCUCCAAUGGAUGCUGUAACAAACUGUUCUGACAACGGAGUGCUGGGACCAGUAGUUGGUGUAAUUGGCAGUAUGCAAGCUAAUGAAAUCAUCAAAAUUGCUGCGAUUAAAAAAUGUAACUUUGUUUAUCGGUUUAUUUCCGGCUCCUUUGCUGGUUUCUUAUAUUUGUUCGAUGCUUUUAAUGGUAAAGCAAAAACUAUCAAGUUGAGGCGGCAAAAAGCUAACUGUGCGGUAUGCGGUAAAAACGCGACGAUCACUGAACUUGGAGACUGCAAAGAAUUAUAUGGAUGUUCAAUCAGAAUAUAUAACAAGCUUCUGGCAACAAGCGACCGUGUCCAUCCGUAUUUUUAUUUUAAGCUCAGUGAAAACAAUGACAAGAAGCAGCUAUUGAUAGAUACAAGACCGCCGCACGAGUUUAGCAUUGGGCAUCUACCUAAUGCCAUUAAUAUACCAAUGGUAAGGCUUUGUCUUUCAAGUUCAGCAGAUAUAGUGCGCGAGCUAGGAACAGAUGUCAAUGAAAUGAGAGAUAAGGGAGUUUAUGUGAUUUGUCGUAGAGGUGAAGAUUCGCAGCUAGCAGUACUAUAUUUACGUAAAGAAUUUGCGGAUUCCUUGAUUUCCAUCAAAGAUAUAGACGGCGGUUAUGAGAAAUGGUCUCACGCUGUUGAUAAGAAUUUCCCUAUUUAUUAA